GGGCGCGUUCGCGACAGCCGCAAAGCGCGCGCGGCGGGGCCGGUGCGGGGCGAUGAGGCCGCAGCAGGCGCCGGUGGCGGGCAAGGUGUUCAUCCAGCGCGACUACAGCGGCGGCACGCGCUGCCAGUUCCAGAGCAAGUUCCCGGCAGAGCUGGAGAACAGGAUCGACAGGCAGCAGUUUGAGGAGACGGUGCGGACACUGAACAACCUCUAUGCAGAAGCUGAAAAACUCGGGGGCCAGUCCUACCUGGAGGGGUGCCUGGCCUGCCUGACCGCCUACACCAUCUUCCUGUGCAUGGAGACACACUAUGAGAAGGUCCUAAAGAAAAUUGCCAAAUUCAUCCAGGAACAGAACGAGAAGAUCUACGCUCCCCAGGGCCUCCUGCUGACAGACCCCAUCGAAAGAGGGCUCAGAGUUAUUGAAAUCACCAUUUAUGAAGACAGAGGUUUGACCAGUGGAAGAUAAAACUGUGGAGUCUCAGACCACAGCUGUACCGAGGGUCCCCUACCUCCUCCUCUAGAGCAUCAUUCCUCUCUCUGCUGCCAGAUCCACAGUGCCAUCUACUACAAGGACUAACUUCCUCAGACUGCUCCCCAGGGGUGCCCUAGCUGCUCAGCAUCCACUUUACAGCAGAUUUGGAAGCAAUGAAAUCACUUCUUAGUUUUGGUUUGGCUUUGGGAUGUAUUUUUUUUUUUCCCCUGAAGAGAAAGCAGAAGUGGUAAAGCUGCUUUGUCCCCUGAAAGGAACCUCAGCCCAGCAGAGAUUCAGCUUUAGUCCCAUGGGUGCAGUGCUGCUCCUCCCUGGCCCUCACAGCCUCCUGUCCUUCAGGGGCUCUGCACAGCUCGGGCUCAGGGCUGGAAUUCCCUCCAGUCAGUGCUGGGCUGAGGGCAUGCACAGGGCCUCUUCCUGCCCAGGAGUGACCCAAGGCAGUGCCUCCUGGGGGAGACAGAGGGCAAAGUGCUCCCUGUGUGGGUGUUUCGGUUGUCCCUGUGAGGGGAGGGGUGGCAGGACCUGCACCCUGGUGGUCUCUGUGCUCCCCAGGAGGGGCUGGGAACAACGGGCACAGUAAGGUGGAUGCUGAGCCAAUAAACAUAACAACUCCCCCCCCACUCUGAUUAAUAAUAUUGAAGUGUACAACUGUUUUCUUUCUGGGUUUAUUAUCCAUAAUUUGUAGGAGAACAUGGCUUUGACGAGCUGUUAGGUGUCGUGUGAGGUGGUCUCAGUGCCGGUGCUGCAGGAGCAGAGCUGUGCAUUCCUUGGCAGCCUCGUGCAUGGACAUUGCUCAGCACUAUGGAGGGCCCACAGUCCCAGCUCCCUUAAUCCUUUCCCUUCCAUCCUUUUCCCUGAUGAAAGCCUGGGUUUGGGUGCCGGGUGUCAGUGUGCAGUUGUAGAAGGAACUCGGGAGUUCAGAAGAGACAACUGAGCAGGGGCCCAGGUGCUGGUUUGGUGGUGCUGCAGGUGCUAAUACUGGAUCUGGAACUCCAGGCUCAUUCCUCAGCCACUGUGGGGUUUUGUUCGAGAUUUGUUUAAUAUUUUCAUUGUAUAAAAAACUUGUUUUUUCUAAACUGUGUAACAGUGUUUGCCUUUCACAGCUGUUGCAAUAUUGGCAGAAGUACUGAUCAGUAAACCUUUUCUUAAGCCGA
Messenger RNA from Myiozetetes cayanensis, 1644 nucleotides. RefSeq names its product golgin A7 (gene GOLGA7). The record is from RefSeq and is a predicted model, not a curated record. The coding region runs from base 53 to 466 and encodes 137 amino acids. NCBI's taxonomy places the organism in Eukaryota, Metazoa, Chordata, Aves, Passeriformes, Tyrannidae. Gene Ontology annotation, biological process: Golgi to plasma membrane protein transport; peptidyl-L-cysteine S-palmitoylation; protein targeting to membrane. The transcript has 5 exons. Gene Ontology annotation, cellular component: palmitoyltransferase complex; Golgi stack.